UUCCGCAGUUUAUAAAGCGUCGCCACGUUUCGCCCGCUGCCUCUGCGGAUCAGCUCUGCACAUCACAGCAUACCGGCUCAGCUUCAGCCCAAACACCGCUUACACACAGAAAAUGUCGUCCACUAAGGAGAAGCUGAUUGCCCACGUGAGCACCGAGCAGCCAGUGGGCUGCACCAACAAAGUGACUGUGGUUGGUGUUGGCAUGGUGGGCAUGGCCUCUGCCAUCAGCAUCCUGCUCAAGGAUCUUGCUGAUGAGUUGGCCCUGGUUGAUGUGAUGGAGGAUAAGUUGAAGGGAGAGGCUAUGGACCUACAGCAUGGCAGUCUCUUCCUCAAGACUCAUAAAAUUGUGGCUGACAAAGACUACAGUGUGACUGCCAACUCAAAGGUCGUGGUGGUGACCGCUGGGGCUCGCCAACAGGAGGGAGAGAGCAGGCUGAACCUGGUGCAGAGGAAUGUCAACAUCUUUAAGUUCAUCAUUCCCAACAUUGUAAAGUACAGCCCCAACUGUAUCAUCCUGGUGGUUUCCAACCCAGUUGAUAUCCUGACCUAUGUGGCAUGGAAGCUGAGUGGCCUUCCCAGGAACCGUGUGAUUGGUAGCGGUACCAACCUGGACUCUGCUCGGUUUCGCUUCCUGAUGGGUGAGAAACUGGGUUUGCACCCGUCCAGCUGCCACAGCUGGGUGAUUGGAGAGCAUGGAGACUCCAGCGUGCCUGUAUGGAGUGGUGUGAACGUAGCUGGUGUUUCCUUGCAGAGCCUCAACCCAGACAUGGGUACAGACAAGGACAAGGAGGAUUGGAAGAGUGUCCACAAAAUGGUGGUCGACAGUGCUUAUGAAGUCAUCAAGCUGAAGGGCUACACAUCCUGGGCUAUCGGUAUGUCUGUAGCUGACCUGUGUGAGAGCAUCUUGAAGAACCUACACAAAUGCCACCCAGUGUCCACCCUGGUCAAGGGAAUGCAUGGUGUGACUGAGGAAGUUUUCCUGAGCGUGCCCUGCAUCCUGGGUAGCAGCGGCCUGACCGACGUGGUGAAGAUGACCCUGAAACCAGAUGAGGAGAAGCAGCUGGUAAAGAGUGCUGAAACCUUGUGGGGUGUGCAGAAAGAGCUGACCUUAUGAACUGUAGCCUCUCCCUAAACGCAGCCCUGCUUCAGUGAUGCCCCAAGAGAUCUCAUACUUUCCCUGUCCCAGUCCUCAUCUGAGGUCUCCAAGCAGACCUUAACACUCCUUGCUGUAACUUUAGAGGAGGAUAGGUAUUUGUUGUCUUGACUGUAUUGAGUAAUGUAUUCUAGUCUUUUGUGAAGUUGAAUGUGCGCAUAGGUGUUAGUGUCAUUCAUGUUGUCCUUUGUACUCCUGAUUUUCAAAAGAACCGCACGGAUGGUCAGCCAGUUUGGGUUUCUGUACGGUACAAGCGUGCAGGCAUUCCAUCCCACUUUCUUCCCAAUUUAAAAAGUCAACAAAAGGCACCGUCUGUGAAACCAAAGCUGUAUUGUAUGUUUAGUGAAAUGCCAGCACCUGUAUUAAGGAAGGUGUGCACCAACUCCCUUCUGUUGAACUCCACAUACAAAGGUGAGAAUGAGACUAUUGUCAGUGGUGGUAAACUAAACAAGUGGUAAACCAAUCCCAGAGACCCAAAUGGCAUUGUUGCGGCUUAUUCGAACCUCUGGCAGCAUAUCCAUGAAAGUUCAAGUAUGUUUGAAAUGGGCUGUUCUUGCUACAUUCAAACCUUCAUCUAUUUUGUGAUGUGUGCACAUUCUCAUCUGACAAGCUUUUGUAUAUUUAUUCCUCUGAACUGUAAUGUGCUCCUGUGAAAGGGCAUUCCUAGUGGCAUUUUACUCAGAGCUCUAAGUGGAACCUGAUGUUGCAGCUGUCCAGCAUUUCACUGCGAACUCCUUUCACUUCCAAAUAAAGGAUUAACUGUACAAAAACCCA
This is a messenger RNA of Neoarius graeffei (lesser salmon catfish), 1927 nucleotides long. It is a transcript of the gene ldha, whose product is annotated as lactate dehydrogenase A4. Lineage: Eukaryota; Metazoa; Chordata; Actinopteri; Siluriformes; Ariidae. Gene Ontology annotation, molecular function: L-lactate dehydrogenase (NAD+) activity. Gene Ontology annotation, biological process: carboxylic acid metabolic process. Bases 113 to 1114 code for a protein of 333 amino acids. The transcript is spliced from 8 exons. Gene Ontology annotation, cellular component: cytoplasm. The record is from RefSeq and is a predicted model, not a curated record.